Molecule: messenger RNA, 1012 nt
Organism: Aspergillus pseudonomiae
Lineage: Eukaryota; Fungi; Ascomycota; Eurotiomycetes; Eurotiales; Aspergillaceae
Product: putative DNA polymerase delta subunit 4
Exons: 3
Coding region: 116-691 (191 amino acids)
Biological process (GO): DNA synthesis involved in DNA repair; DNA-templated DNA replication
Cellular component (GO): delta DNA polymerase complex
Molecular function (GO): DNA-directed DNA polymerase activity
Source: RefSeq, a predicted model, not a curated record
AAUACCGGUUUGACCCCAGAUCAGACCGUUCUCUCCACCCUGCAUCUUAGCACGUUGUUGGUCCCGACUAUCUUUCUUCAACGUAUCCAUUCUUAAUCGCAAAGAUAUCGCAAAAAUGCCUCCCACUCGUCGUCGCGGCGGCCAGGCUGCGGGCACCCGCUCGAACCAGGCUACCCUCUCAUUCGGAUCUAAGUCCAGGGUUACCAAGCCAUCGGUGACACCGACGCAAACGCAGAAGACCAAAGACCUUGAACCGCUUAUCGCCUCUAUUGCCGAGAAAACUCCAGAGCCUGAACAAGUGUCGGUCACACCCACUGAGCCUUCGCAGCCGCAUGUGGCGGAGCUUGCUGUGAGGCAACAAGCCCAGGAGGAAGUUGAACAGCCCUUGUCGAAAGAAGAUAAAAAGGCGAUCAAUAUUACCGAGAAGGACCUACAGCAAUACUGGAGGAAAGAGGAAGAAAAGAUAAGGGGACCUCGGUUUCACCAGCAAGACCUCACACUACAUGAAAAGAUUCUUCGACAUUUCGAUCUAUCCAGUCAAUUUGGGCCUUGCAUUGGAAUUGCUCGGUUGAAGCGAUGGAGACGUGCGAAUUCUUUAAAUCUUAACCCCCCAAUUGAGGUCUUGACCGUACUACUCAAACACAAAGAUGAUGUGAAACAGAGGGCAUACGUCGACGAGCUUCUGUCCUGAGCCACCAUUCCACUGUACAAAUAGCCUUAUCAGGCGCUUGGGAAUUGGCGUGCAGGAUGGAGAUACGAAGGCAAAGAACGAAACAUCAGAAAACUAGGCGGAGAGAGGAUGGAAGCUUCUGGGCUAUCCAUGCUUAGAUGCGGUAUUCCCGGCCUCCCACAGAUGAGUGUCGAAGCUAUAUGGCAUUGGGUUUAUUAUUCGGAGCAGGGCGUUGGGAAAACAUUGUAUAUACAUACCCUCGAUUGCGGUAACUUAGGUGUUCACAGUAUAGGUGUGACCCAAGUUACAACGGAUUUGGUCUUUCACUUUCUCUGACAUUGC